Molecule: messenger RNA, 1173 nt
Organism: Pseudonaja textilis
Lineage: Eukaryota; Metazoa; Chordata; Lepidosauria; Squamata; Elapidae
Source: RefSeq, a predicted model, not a curated record
AUGGUCACCGAAGCCAUCACUGAGGCCACCACAGCCGAAGCCGUGAAAAAGUCAGCAGCCACCAUGCGGCAAAUGAAUGUGGUGGCCCCGCAAACACCGACAAAAACAAGCCAACUCCAGGAGAAGAAGCCAGAGGGAAACCACAAGGCCACCACCACUACCAUGCACCAUGUGGAUGUCGAGUCCUUAUCCAAGACUGACGAGAAGGAGGAAGAAAUACACAGACUCCAGUUGAAACAGUAUAGCCGGGAGAGGAGAAAACGCCCAGUUAAUAAAACCAUGCAAGAUCUUCUUCCAGGUUCUCUGCACAUCCCCGAGCAAGCAAAGCCUUCAGAAACAACCGUAAUCUGGAAACAAACCCAGCCUCCAUCUGGUUUUCCAUCUGGUCUGGAAUACUUAAGACAGUUGGAUCAGAUCAUAAUUCACCAGCAAGUGGAACUUCUUCAAGUUAUACUCGGCACUGAAACCUGCAGUAAAUAUGAGAUAAAAAAUCACAUGGGGCAAAGACUUUAUUAUGCUGUGGAAGAAAAUGGUUUCUUUGAUCGGAACUUCUGUGCACCAUUACGGUCUUUCACCAUAAGAAUCACAGACAAUACUGGUCAAGAAGUGAUCACUGUGAAUAGACCUUUAAGAUGCAGUAGCUGUUGGUUUCCAUGCUAUCUUCAACAGUUAGAAGUUCAGUCACCUCCUGGAACCACGAUUGGCUAUGUUGUGCAGAAAUGGGACCCCCUGCUACCAAUAUUUACAAUCAGGAAUGGGAAUGAUGAAGAUGUGUUGAAGAUCACAGGUCCUUACAUCACAUGCGGUUGCUUUGGAGAUGUUGAUUUUGAGGUAAAAUCUUUAAACGAUAUGACAACUAUUGGCAAGAUUUCUAAGUAUUGGUCUGGAUUUGUCAAUAACAUAUUUACUAAUACAGCCAACUUUGGCAUUCAGAUUCCUGUGGACCUUGAUGUAAAAAUCAAAGCUGUGAUGAUCGGUGCUUGCUUUCUCCUAGACUUAAUGUUCUUUGAGAAUUCUUUGGAUGGAUUGUAACAAGCAAGAUGAUAGGAAUAAUAAAAUAUGCAAACGACAUUUCACGGUCCCAUGAGCACUGGAUAUUACCUUUGAACUGUACAAUCUGAUUUUUGGGGGUAAGGGGAGGGGGCAAUAAUCAUGAUUAUUAAACUAUAGCUU